Messenger RNA from Chenopodium quinoa (quinoa), 1216 nucleotides. Its product is annotated as salicylate carboxymethyltransferase-like. Gene Ontology annotation, biological process: methylation. Gene Ontology annotation, molecular function: S-adenosylmethionine-dependent methyltransferase activity. The transcript is spliced from 4 exons. The coding region runs from base 99 to 1184 and encodes 361 amino acids. Lineage: Eukaryota; Viridiplantae; Streptophyta; Magnoliopsida; Caryophyllales; Amaranthaceae. The record is from RefSeq and is a predicted model, not a curated record.
GAACUAGUAAUAUAAAGAAUAUAUAAGACACAAAACUUAUAAAAUUAUCAUUAACACUAUACUUAAGACCAGAGUGAAAAUAAUAGAUAGGUGCUCACAUGGAAGUAGAGAAUGUUCUCCACAUGAAGGAAGGAGAUGGUCAAAGUAGUUAUGCAAAGAACUCCAUUCUUCAGAGAACCAUGAUAAACAAGGCGAGGCCGGUACUACAAGAAAGCAUAAGAGAUAUGUACCAUGCCUUACAACCAGAAUGUCUAAUGAUGGCUGACUUAGGCUGUUCUUCCGGGCCUAACUCGCUGUUGGUAGUCUCAGAAAUCAUUGAUAUAAUUGAUGAGGAACGACAGAAAUUUAAUCGAAAAUCCCCUAAAUUUGGAGUAUUCCUCAAUGAUCUCCCAGGGAAUGAUUUCAAUGCUAUAUUUAACUUGCUCCCAAGCUUUUAUCAGAGUCUAAAAGAAGAAAAAGGCAGUGACUUCGGACCAUGUUCUGUAUCAGGAACACCUAAAUCAUUCUAUGGAAGAAUUUUUCCCGACCAAUUUCUUCACUUUGUACACUCUUCUUACAGUGUUCAUUGGCUCUCACAGGUACCAAGAGAAUUGGAAAGUAGCACUGGAGAAGCAUUGAACAAAGGGAAUAUAUACAUAGCAAAAACAAGCCCUCCAGAGAUAUUACAGGCAUACUAUGCACAGUUUAAGAGGGACUUCACUCUCUUCUUGAGGUCACGAGCGAAGGAGAUGGUACCUGGUGGCCGUAUGGUCUUGACUCUGCAGGGUAGCAUUCAGAGAAAUGACCCUGAUUCCAUUUGGGAAUUGCUUGGCUCUACCAUUCAAACUAUGGUUCUAGAGGGUUUGAUUGAACAGGAAAAACUAGACAGAUUCAACAUGCCAUUUUACGCUCCUACAGUGGAAGAGAUAAAAAAUUUAGUGGAGGCUGAAGGAUCAUUUUCUGUUAACAAACUUGAAACUUUUACAGUUGAUUGGAGCGUUGACACAAACCAAAACCUCGAAACCCAAGCCAGAUUCAUUGCCAAGACUAUAAGAGCUGUUACAGAAUCUCUCCUUACAACUGCAUUUAGUGAGACAGCCAUGGAUGAUUUGUUUCUGAGGUUCAAAAUAAUGGUCAAGGAACGUAUGGUUCAAGAACAAAGUGAAUACUUAAAUAUUGUGGUAUCAGUGACUAAGAGGGAUUAAAGUGGGAGUUUCCUAAACCUCAGAACAACUGU